Messenger RNA from Colletotrichum lupini, 420 nucleotides. RefSeq lists its product as uncharacterized. Lineage: Eukaryota; Fungi; Ascomycota; Sordariomycetes; Glomerellales; Glomerellaceae. The transcript has a single exon. The coding region runs from base 1 to 420 and encodes 139 amino acids. The record is from RefSeq and is a predicted model, not a curated record.
AUGUCCGAAUUGAUAAGCGACGCGCCUCAAAUUACAGUUUACGUCCGGGUGACGGACCUUAUCGCAGCCAUGUCAUUGUCAUCCGGUGCCGGCGACAACGAUACCCCAGCCAGUCUCCCCGCCCCGGAUAUCACCACUCUCUUCUCGUCUCCGUCUCAUGCUCGUGCAGCGUUCAAGCAGUUGAACAUGGAUAAAGGUGCAUCGUACUACAAGAUUGACCCGGCUUUUUACGCCAAAUAUCCAGAACUCUACGACCAGUCAAACGACCUCACAGCAAACGGCGUACCACUCAAGCCAAGAUCGCAAAAGGUUCUUACGUACCCGAAACCCCUCGACGACUCCAUGGUUGAGACCUACCGGAGUUUCAUAGACUUUUCCAUGGAUGCCACCAGCACCAUCUCCUCAACGACGGCCUCGUGA